This is a messenger RNA of Penaeus vannamei (Pacific white shrimp), 632 nucleotides long. Its product is annotated as cuticle protein 7. The record is from RefSeq and is a predicted model, not a curated record. Gene Ontology annotation, cellular component: extracellular matrix. Lineage: Eukaryota; Metazoa; Arthropoda; Malacostraca; Decapoda; Penaeidae.
CGCACAUCCUCGUCUCAGCGUGUUCACACCUUACAGACAUCAGCAAUAUGUUCUCCAAGGUAACGUUACUCAUGGCCGUGGCGGGAGUAGCCCUGGCCUUCCCCUCGGACCCCUAUGGCCCCCCUCCCCAUCAGCCUGUAUACAAGGAGGAUCCCAUCCCGUACAAUUACGCUUACGCCAUCAACGACCAAUACGCCGGCGCCGACUUCGGCCACAACGAGGACUCGGACGGCAAGACGGUCAAGGGAUCCUACACCGUCCAGCUCCCUGAUGGACGGAAGCAGACGGUAAACUACGUGGCUGACCACUACAACGGCUACCAGGCUGAGGUCAACUACUACGGCGAGGCUCAGUACCCCCACGAGUACGGUCCCCCCAUCACCUUCAAGCCCCAGGCCUACCAUCCCCACCCUCAUACCAGCCCAGCCACAGCCCUCAUACCAGCCCCAGCCACAGCCCUCAUACCAGCCCCAGCCCCAGCCCUCAUACCAGCCCCAGCCCAGCCCUCAUACCAGCCCCAGCCUCAGCCCUCAUACCAGCCACAACCAUCAUACCAGUAGUCCAUCGAUUGUCCAUGUCACUGUUCCUUUUGUUCCUAGUCACUGUUAUAUUUUGCAAGUAAAUAAAAAAAA